Messenger RNA from Aspergillus oryzae RIB40, 423 nucleotides. RefSeq lists its product as uncharacterized. Bases 1 to 423 code for a protein of 140 amino acids. Lineage: Eukaryota; Fungi; Ascomycota; Eurotiomycetes; Eurotiales; Aspergillaceae. The record is from RefSeq and is a predicted model, not a curated record. The transcript is spliced from 3 exons.
AUGUCUUACUACGAACCUCAAGGUUGGCAGGCGCCCGCUGCGCGCCAGGUAUCUUGGGAACAACCUGUUCCCCCGUCGCGUUCGGAGGUGGAUCGUGCUAUCGACAACCUUGUUAAGAGCGGAAAGUUGUGGUCUGCUCCCCGGAGGGACUCGAUGCCCAUGAUGAUGGGCCGUCCGUUUCCCGAAUACGAUCCCCGUGUGUCCAAUACUAUGUCCCAGCGUCACCACUCUAUUAGCGACUUCGACGGAGCCAGGAUGCACCCGAAUCCCAACCUUCAGGGGUUCUAUGCCUCCCAGCGUUUCCAGGGACGCCCAAAUGAAGUAGAGCACAUGAUGCAAGCAAAGCGUCGGAUGGCGGCACAGCGUGAAAGGGAGCUCCGCAACUAUCACCAGGAGCAACAGUACAACCGAAGUACGUGGUAG